GGUUAGAAGUUCUGGUUUCAGGGGCACUUCAGCUAUUUUGGAAGCACCACAGUAUUUAGGCCAACAUAAGCUGAUAUUCAGAAGAAUCACACUUUAUCUGAGAUUAUCUAGAAAUCCAAUAAUUGGGCUGGCUGACAUCUUUAAUUAAGUGAUCUGGAGUAGCAUCAUGUGAGAAACAGCAAAGCUAGCAAGGUGUGACGUGAUUCACUCUGCUGGCCACUGAUCUGUCGAUGGGCCUGAAAAUGGCACUUCAUUCAUUUCUGAAUGCUAAUUUGUGCGGCAUCUUUCAAAGGUGUGAGUAGGGCCAUGAAUCAGUGAUCUUAUUGGAAUCUCAAACCGAAGGGGGUUGGAACUGUGUAUAGGAGGUGCAGAGGUCCUUUAGUUUCAGAUCUUUUCAUAGUCGCAAACAGCGACCUAUGUGACAUUAACAAAUCUAGCAGAUCAUUACAAGUUCUAGUUUCAGUGUUACUUGCUUCGGCUAUUUGGCAGCACUACUGUAUAGGAUAAGAUGCUACUUAGGAGCAGCUAAACUCAAAACAGAUAUAUGUGGUAAACUUACGGCAUUUUGAACUGAAAAACGGUGAAAGAAUUAAGAAUUUUCGGACACAUGUUACUUACAUUGUCUCAGCUCUGCAUACUUGGCAACAUUUCCAAAUACUGGUCCUAAUGUAUCUUCAUGUUUAAUUCUGCAGCUAUGUUCAGUGGUGCUAAUGUCCGGGCUCAUCAUAAUCCUGAGCAGCGCCGCCAAGAUCACUCACCAGGUGCAGGCCCUCAUGGGCCAGACCACCAAGUGGCACGCCUGCUGCACCAUCGAGCCGGUCCCGGACGACGAGAUAGAUCCGGGAUCCAACCAGAACUCCAUGCUGGAGGAGUACCCCGAGCCCGAGGACGAGAGCGACUGUGAGUCCAGCGAGGAGACCGGCGACGAGGACAUGGUGGAGAACACCAAGUUCCUCCAGCCUCACAUGCACGUGAUCUCCUUCCAGAAGAGGCAGGCACUAGUGACCUUCCUGGAGAACAACAACGCCGGCAUCACCGUCUUCGGGUUCACGCUGGACCGGUCGUACCUCCACACGAUAUUCAUGCUCGAGUGGACGUUCUUCCUGUGGCUGCUGGGGAAAACAGUCGGCUUCUCGUGAAGACGAGGGACUGUAUGCACCAAGGUUCUAUUCUGUUCCAUGUUUUUUUGCUGUUGUGCUCCGUUUGAUCCUUGUGUGAAAAGAGAAGGAG
Messenger RNA from Triticum aestivum (bread wheat), 1230 nucleotides. RefSeq lists its product as uncharacterized. Lineage: Eukaryota; Viridiplantae; Streptophyta; Magnoliopsida; Poales; Poaceae. The record is from RefSeq and is a predicted model, not a curated record. Bases 711 to 1139 code for a protein of 142 amino acids. The transcript is spliced from 2 exons.